CGAAAGAACUAGCACCUCUCUAGGAACACAUCUCCGCGCAUCUCAUGGAAACCCAAACCAUUCGAGAAAGCUACAUCGAUAAGGGUGAGCUCGAAAAUUUACUGGCCAGGCUGUUCGGGUCGAGCUGGGACGUCGAGUAUGGCGAGGAGUAUAUAAUCCUCACGGUUCCAAAGGGAAAGAAGCUUUCGCUGCAUCAGAUUGCCUCGGUCAGGAGGCCACCGGCUUAACUCGGCUCCACGAAGCCGCCUAACCAAGAGCGAUCAACCUUCUGUGGCGGGUCAUGGCGUCGAACGAUUCGCUCAAGUUGCUUCUCAAAUCCAUUCGUCGUGAGAACUCCGACUUGAGAUGGUUCGUACCGCACAAUGCGCUCGUCAAGGUGAUGGUGAGAGAGAAUCUACGGUCAACACUGAAGGACCAGAUAAAACCAUAUCACAUUGAAGAGACGUUAAAAUCUAUCAUCAGAACAGGAACCAAAAUAUUUGCGAUACUUGUUUUGAUUGAUCACGUGCCAAAAGUUCAGUGUUUCAUCGAGAAAGACCAACUACGCGAUCAGCGACUUCCGUUCACCGUCGACGAACUAAAAACCAUCGUAGAUGACAUCUGCGCUAUUGAUUUCUUUGAGAAGCAAAGUGAAUUUUUAGUCCCGGAGUUCUUUCAGGGUAUGCUCACACGGCGUUUAAACGAACGCACGGUAAUGCCUUUCACGAAAGACUCCCGAAUCGGGGCCGGAAGCUUCGGAAAAGUCUAUGAAAUCUGCUUCCAUCCGGAUCAUCAGCUAUUAGAACCCUGUUUCCAACAGAGACUCGUUAGGAAGGAGAUCGAGGACGAAAAUAUGCACGAAGUAGAGCUUGAAAACCUAUCCAUUUUGAGCCUUUUAAAGCAUCCAAACAUUCUCGACCUCUUGGCGUCUUACAAACAUAAAGGUAAAUGCAACUUGAUAUUCCCUUAUGCAUCCGGAGGCAAUUUAGCAGACACUCUGUCCGGCCAAGUCGAGCAGCCGCAGCUCCAACAUCAGGAAAAUAUGUGGAUAGCUAUUGCCGGAUUGGCAUCCGGCAUUGAAGCUUUUCACGACUUCGUGGAAGAGAAAGUCGAUCUUCGGCUGACAGGAUUCCACCACGAUUUGCGACCGAGAAAUAUCCUCAUCUCUGGCGACAAACUCAUUUUGGCAGAUUUCGGUCUGUCAAGAUUCAAAAAUGCGCAGGAGAACUCGGACACGAAUUUUAAAAUCGGAAGUGGAGAUUACAUUGCCCCAGAAUGUGAAGAUAUCGAGGGUAACUUUGAGAAAUUCCGGAUCCACAGGUCCAGUGACAUUUGGUCCCUGGGCUGCAUCCUCAUUGAAACUGGUGUCUAUCUUUCUUUUGGGGUUUCCGAAUUAUCAGAGUUCCGGAAAGAGCGAAAGUUCAAAGUCCCCAGUCUCUCUGGGCGCUAUCGCACGUUUUCAUUAUUUCAUUAUGGACUAGAUAAAGAGAAUCCUACGGUAUGUAAAUGGCUAUGCAAAUUGGACGCGCUUGGACAACAUACCUUCCACAAAUUCGUCGAACUAUGUCGGAAGACGCUCAAUCUUGAUCACAAUCGAAGACCAAAAGCCAGAGAAGUUGCAUCAAAGCUCCAAGAAAUUGCUACCCUGGCGUUGUAUCAGCAAAUCGACGAAUUAUUCAUCUCCGCUUAUCUCCCGAAGGAAGAUUCUCCAACGGAUUGUCUGUUUGAACAUAUUCGGUUCAGGGGCUGGUUCUGGACCUUGUAUGGAGAUCUUGUAGACUGUCUUCCACACUUCUCCAUUACCGACUUUGAGAACGUCAUCGACAUCCUACGUCAUAUGCGCAAUCAACUCAAUGGCAUAUUAUCAAUCCCCAGAGACUUGCCUUCUCCGUGGAGAGCGAUAGGCCACCUCAAUGACCAGCUAUACCAGUUUCUUUCCCCUCAGCAGCAGCAAAUUUGCCGAGCGUGGCUGACGGCAACAUUGACAAGAGAACCAAGUGUCUCUCUAGACAGCGCCCCGUAUGUGCGACAGAAGGAUAUUAGAAUCCGAGUUUCCUUGGGGCAAAUGAACCAUCUCGCCAACGAGCAUCUCGAGAGGGACAAAAAUCACCGGCAACUGAAUCCUUCCGACAUCGAAAUUGGGUCCAGAUUUGGAGACCAUAAUUUUGGCACGAUAGACAAACCGGCCGACAAACCACCUGUCUUAAUCGAGUGGCGUACCUACAAUCUCGCGUACGUGGACGAGCGCGUUAAUCAAGAGAUGUUUUCUCGCGUCGAGUUGAUCACGGACCUACUAGGCACAGAAAAGCCUGGGGAAUUCCGUUCGCUCAACUGCAAGGGGUUCUUCCACGAUGUUGGACGCCGCGCGUUUGGAAUGGUCUUCGAUCUUCCGUCUCCCUAUCCCCUGCAAAUAGAACCCAUCUCACUCGGCACUCUCAUAACGCGCACGCAGAGAAUCUCCUCUCAGCCCGUGCUCGAUGGCAAGUUCAGACUCGCGUACAUUUUAGCGCGAGCCAUCCUCGAAUUCCACUCAGUCGCUUGGCUCCACAAACGACUCAACUCUUCAAACAUCGCCUUCUUCCCCAACGCCGGGGAAAGCGUCGACGAUUAUGUAUGCAGGCCAUUCAUCAUCGGAUUCAACCACAGCCGACCAAAUGACCCAAAGGCGUUCACCCACGGCUUUAGCGGCGCGGACGAAAAAUUCUACCAACAUCCAGUCUACCUUUCCGGCGACAGUAAGUAUAUCGCUGAAUACGACUAUUAUAGCCUGGGUCUCGUCCUCCUGGAAAUUGGGCUGUGGGGAACGCUCGAGGAUUUCGGGAGAAAAUAUCUUGACGCAUCAGCUGAGGCGAUGCGCAAGGCGCUAAUUUCAUCGAGGGUACCAUUGUUGGGGAAGACGAUGGGUUUGAUGUUUCAACAUAUCGUUCAGACUUGUCUCGAAAGCAGAUUUUGCGAUUCCGUAGAGGAGCAAAAUGAGGAUAUUUCUGUGCCGGUGAUUUUGGCUUUCAAUAACGCUGUCGUAAGCCAGUUGAGGAAAGCAUGCCUGGCCCUCGAUUCAUCCGGAACAAUCGACAUAGAUGUCGCUCAGUAGAAACAAAAGGUCCUUUUUCG
Lindgomyces ingoldianus is the source of this 3090-nucleotide messenger RNA. RefSeq names its product kinase-like protein. Gene Ontology annotation, biological process: protein phosphorylation. Gene Ontology annotation, molecular function: ATP binding; protein kinase activity. The coding region runs from base 281 to 3070 and encodes 929 amino acids. NCBI's taxonomy places the organism in Eukaryota, Fungi, Ascomycota, Dothideomycetes, Pleosporales, Lindgomycetaceae. The transcript is spliced from 4 exons. The record is from RefSeq and is a predicted model, not a curated record.